This is a messenger RNA of Torulaspora globosa, 981 nucleotides long. RefSeq names its product leucine carboxy methyltransferase (gene PPM1). Gene Ontology annotation, biological process: C-terminal protein methylation. Bases 1 to 981 code for a protein of 326 amino acids. The transcript has a single exon. Lineage: Eukaryota; Fungi; Ascomycota; Saccharomycetes; Saccharomycetales; Saccharomycetaceae. Gene Ontology annotation, molecular function: protein C-terminal leucine carboxyl O-methyltransferase activity. The record is from RefSeq and is a predicted model, not a curated record.
AUGGAGAGGAUCGUUCAGCAGACCGAUUACGAUGCCCUGUCAUGCCGGAUAUCGGCGAUCUCCAAGGGAUAUUUGCCGUCGCCGUCGCUACAGAUAGAAAGAUGCCACUACAAUGGGUACCGCGAGAUGCAUGUGGAAUAUCUGAGGGCUCUGAAGAAUGUCAGUAUGAAAAUCCAUUCCAAGGUCUAUCAGGUUGCGAAGACGUCCUUCCCGGUGAUGAAUUACGGAACGUAUCUGAGGACUGUUUCGAUAGACCUGGCACUGGACGAGUUUCUGAAGCUGGUUGGCGAAGAUCGGAAAGUGCAGGUGGUGAACCUGGGGUGUGGUUCCGACUUGAGGAUGGUGCCUCUGCUCCGAAACCAUAGCAAUUUGUUCUAUGUCGACGUGGACUACGAGAGUUCGAUUAGCGUCAAGCGUAAAGUGUUAUGGGAGAGUCCGAUGUUGAGGGAAAUGCUGGAUCUGAAGCGGGAAGAUGCUACGGGAGAAGUGUCUUCAGAGAGAUACAAGCUUCUUCCGUGCGACUUGAACCGACUGGAUCAAACCAUGCGAGGUCUGGAGGCGCUGACAGGUCCCGAUUGCCCGACUGUGAUCAUCAGCGAGUGCCUGCUUUGCUACAUGGCGGACAGGGAGUCACAACAGUUGAUCGAUAGUGUGAAGGGCUUCUAUAAAUCAGGCAGCUGGAUCUCAUACGAUCCUAUAGGCGGCUCUGCGCCUGGCGACAGAUUCGGAGUUAUCAUGCAGAACAAUCUGAAAGAGUCCAGGAACCUGGACAUGCCUACUUUGAUGGUAUAUAACUCUACGGAAAAAUACGCUUCACGGUUCCACGGGGCUGACACAACCGCGAGUGACAUGUGGGAGGUGCUCACGUCGCAGAUUAGUAACGAAGAGUCGGCGAGGCUCAGAUCCCUUCAGUUUCUGGACGAAAUUGAAGAGCUCAAAGUCAUGCAAAAGCAUUACCUGCUGCUUGUAGCCAGAUGGUAA